Messenger RNA from Fusarium keratoplasticum, 1041 nucleotides. RefSeq lists its product as uncharacterized. Gene Ontology annotation, cellular component: proteasome complex; proteasome regulatory particle. The coding region runs from base 1 to 1041 and encodes 346 amino acids. Gene Ontology annotation, molecular function: protein binding; metallopeptidase activity. The record is from RefSeq and is a predicted model, not a curated record. Gene Ontology annotation, biological process: proteasome-mediated ubiquitin-dependent protein catabolic process. The transcript is spliced from 3 exons. Lineage: Eukaryota; Fungi; Ascomycota; Sordariomycetes; Hypocreales; Nectriaceae.
AUGCCUGCCACAACAGCAGAAACACUCUCCCUCGUCACUCGAAACGUCACCGUUGCGCCCCUCGUUCUCCUCUCUGCGGUCGACCACUACAACCGAACCACUUCUACCAAGACAAAGCGACGUGUCGUGGGUGUCCUGCUGGGCCAGAACGAUGGCAAGGACGUGAGAGUAUCCAACAGCUUUGCUGUUCCCUUUGAGGAAGACGACAAGGACCCCUCAGUGUGGUUCCUUGACCACAACUAUGUCGAGUCGAUGAACGACAUGUUCAAGAAGGUCAACGCCCGAGAGAAGCUGAUAGGCUGGUACCACACCGGCCCCAAGCUGCGCGCAUCCGACUUGGAGAUCAACGAGCUCUUCAAGCGCUACACACCCAACCCCCUCCUCGUCAUCAUCGACGUGCAGCCCAAGGAGUCGGGCGUUCCCACAGAUGCUUAUUUUGCCGUUGAGGAGAUCAAGGAUGAUGGCACAACCACCUCGCGAACGUUUGUUCACACCCCUUCGAUCAUCGAGGCCGAGGAGGCAGAAGAGAUUGGCGUCGAGCAUCUGCUAAGAGACAUCCGCGACGUUGCUGCGGGAACCCUAUCCACACGAAUCACCAACCAGCUGCAAUCGCUCCAGGGUCUACACCUCCGCCUGCGAGACAUUGGAGCCUAUCUCCAGAAGGUCCUCGACAAGCAAUUGCCAGUCAACCACGCCAUUCUAGGCAACCUGCAGGACGUCUUCAACCUGCUUCCCAACCUCACCUCGGCCGAGGGAGACAGCAAGUCGGGCGCUGGCGAGCUUUCAUAUGCGAUGAGCAUCAAGACCAACGACCAGCUCAUGGCUAUUUACCUGAGCAGUUUGAUACGCGCGAUUACGGCAUUCCACGACCUGAUCGAGAACAAGAUCCAGAACCGGCAACAGCAGGAGGACAAGGAGGCAAAGAAGGAGGAGGUCAACGGCAAGGACGAGAAGAAGGAGGGCACUAAUGGCGCGAGCGGCGAGUCCAAGGAGGGCGCCGACAAGGACAAGGAGACCAAGGAGAAGGAGGCGAAGAAAUAA